Yamadazyma tenuis ATCC 10573 is the source of this 2251-nucleotide messenger RNA. The record is from RefSeq and is a predicted model, not a curated record. Lineage: Eukaryota; Fungi; Ascomycota; Pichiomycetes; Serinales; Debaryomycetaceae.
CCAAACAAGAAUAAUAAACGCUUCCACGACCACUUCUGCUGUUCAUCAAACUACAGUUAAUACAAUACCAGAUCUUUGCAAGCUGAAGAAUCAAACCCAUUUUGGUCAGCAACUUGGGCAAAACAAUGUCGAACAAAACAGAAUGGAGAACCCUGCAAUAUGUUGCUUAACUGGACCUGUUAGAGCACGGUUCUUGACUCAUGACUGGAACUGAGCGAUGCUGGUGUGUGGAAGAAAACCCGUCCGAAGUUAUGGUAAGUACACGCCAUACAGAGUAUACACCCUGGAGUACCUGGAAUUACUUGGAAGAACCACAGGCAUACUAGUCGGAUGACUUCCCCCUAAAAUCUCCUCCAGUAGCGGUAUAGAGCUUGGUUUUGUCUUUCUUACUUGGGUUACCGUUUGAAAGUGGAAAAACCAUCCCAUAAAGGUAUGAGAAAUGGGGGGACCGCACCGCGAAAUCUCAUUCUUUUAUGCCCCCAUUAUUUACGGGAUCUUCUUUUGUGCACGGAAAUCCUCUUCCUAUAUAUAUGCAGAGCAAGUAGUAUUAUCAGCAUUACGAAUACAAGUUCAGCAAUAUCACAAGGCUUAUCCUCCCUGCUCUUGUAUUCAUAAAGUGUUCUACCUAGUUGUCAACUCCACAAAAACUCUCAUACGGUUGUGUCGCCCCAAUUUGUUUACAAACACCAAGAUUCAAUCAUAAGAUGAGUGAAAAUAUUGUAAUUGUGGGUGCUGGAGUCAUUGGACUCACCAUUGCUUACCAGCUCGUUACAGAAAAUGGAUACGAUGCUACACUGGUGAAUAUCAUAGCCAGCGACUUUCCCUCUACAGGUUCAGAUUGUCCUGAGUAUACAUCGUCCAAGAGUGGUGCACAUUUCAGGCCUUUUCCGUCCAAAAGCCCACAGGAAUUGAGAGAUAGUAAGUUAGCUCGACCAACCUACAAAUUUUUCAAGAAGUUGGCUGUCACUAAUCCUGAAUCAUCUGUGAAAUGGAUACAAGGAUUUGACUACUUGGAGAACAAUGAUACCCUAUACGAAACCACUGCUGCUGGAUAUACUGAAGACAUUGACAAUUUCAAAAUUAUUGAAAAACUGCAAUUGCCCCGAGGAAUCGAAUUUGGUGCUUCUUACGAUACUUGGGCUAUGAACUCGCCCAAGUACCUUGAAUUUUUGGAAAACACAUUGAGUAUGAAGUACGGAGUGAAUUUUGUCAGAGAAAAAGUUGAAUCUUUGAAACAGGUUUGUCAGCUAUAUCCCGGAGCACUCCUUUUUAACUGUACUGGUAGGGGACUUCAAUUCAAUGGAGGCUUUGAUCCCAAUAGUUACCUGAUAAGAGGCCAGACUUUACUAGUAAGAGCACCUUUAGGUUGUCAGUAUCUUAAUAAGACCAUCACUUAUCAGUUAGCGAAUGGGUCUUGGAUUUUCGUUAUUCCCCGUCCUUUGAAUGGAGGAAUCAUUCUUGGAGGAACAAAACAGAUCGGCAACUUGAACCUGAAUCCUAGCCAGAAUGACACUGAGCAUCUUAUAAAAUUAGGAGAAGCGUAUUUUCCGGAUCUAAUGAUCGAGGGAAAGUUUGAUAUUAGAAGAGUUAAUGUUGGAUUUAGGCCUGCUAGAAACGGAGGAACAAGAAUCAGCAGCUAUAAGGAAGAUGGGGUUCAGGUGAUCGAUUGCUAUGGUUUCGGAGGAAGUGGGAUGGAAAUGUCUUGGGGUGCAGCGAUGAGGGCCAUCGGCUUGAUCGAUCAUGGCUUCAAGUUAUAGAAAUCAAAGGGAAACUUGAUUAAACACUAAGAAAGCUGUAUUGAAAGCAAAGUAGUGCAACAUUAGUCAAUAUUUAAUAAGAAAUAAUUAUUGUGAAUAGCUCCCACAAAUCUGUUUUGGGUGAGAUUACCCAAUAGUAUCUUAAUUUCCCUAACAAUUGCGAAUUUUACACUACUUGAUAUAAUGGCUACAGUAAACGGUACAAUUCAUAAGGCCUGUAUCCUCAACAAGGAACGACCUCAUCCAAGGGAAUCACGAAAAUAGCAUAACCUGUGAUGGGUGAUAGAGUAAAUUCUAUAACCUUUGCAGAUAUAAUAGAGAUAAGAUAUGAAAUGAACCCCAGAACACCACCAGUCAUCGUAUCGCCUAACCACUUUUGGCUUUAAGGUCAAGUGAGUGCCAUUGGAGAGUCAAGAUGUAUUACGACUUGCAAGGGGACUAUCUCUAGUGACUGCUCAAAGUGGACAAUAAUCAAAAAGGGUGUAAACUAAGUA